AUGUUAAAUCAAGAACAAAUCCAUCGAUAUUUUAAUCAUUUAAGUGGAGCGAAACGGAUUGAAUUUCUCUAUGGUUUAUUACAUUUGUGUCAACCAUUAGAACUGCGUUAUUUGGGAACUUGUCUAGAAGAAAUCGCACGCAAAGAUUAUGAAUAUCUGUAUCAUGCAGAACAGAAGACCAAUCACUUACCAGCACAGACACCCACAAUAACUACCAAUAGUGAUUCCACAAAUCCACAAGCAGAUCUUGGACCAGAUGACAAAUUAGAUUUAACGGAUCAAUUUACGCGGGCACAUGCAAUUGUUGAUAUUGCUCUUCUCUGGGCGAAAAAUCGUCCAUGUGCCGUGCGAUUAUUUCGUCGGUUGAAAGCGAGUGAAAGUAUCAAAUUAGUCGAUAUGCUUCUCGAACGUGAUGAUUUGGAUGAGAGGACCAUGGAUGAAAUUCUAAUCAUAUUCUGUCUCGCUGCAAAUCAUCCAGCGUUCAGUUUCGAUAUGCGUACCCAAAUAUCGCAAAUUCUCAAAGAAUUAGAGAAAAGACAGCGAAAAAUGAAAUUAUUACAAAGUAGCAAUAAUAAUAACAACAACAAUCUCGAGGAAGACAUAAUCGAUCCAAUUGAUGAAGCAAGCUGCUGUCGACAACAUUUACCAUCGUCAGCGUUAUUAAAUUCAAGUACACUCAGUGUACAUGCAUCACCUUUAUUAACACGAUUAGCCGUGGUUAAUUAUGAUACAGAUUCAACUCCAAUGAGAAUUCUAAUCAAAGCUGAUUGGUCGGAUAAUAAUUCUACUUUAACAUGGAAAUCUACUAAUGAUAUUCGGUCAUUUCAUUUACAAUUAUCUAAUAUUGUUUAUCAUGAUGAUGUUCGAUUAGAACGUUUAAUGAAUAUCUCGGGAUAUUUACGUGAUAUUGGCUCUUCCACUGAAUCUGAUAUUGAACUAAUGAAAAAGAAUAUCGCGACAUACAUGGCCCAUCUUGUCUAUUUCUCGUCAUAUAUUUCGACGAUAUCAACUUUAGCUAAAUUUUUUAAUUCAUCUUUGAAACUUGUUGAUUCCAAGCAACGUUUGUAUAACUCCAGUAAUGGUUUUGAUGAAUCCUUAUCAUCAUCUUCUUCUUUUUCCAAUGGAAUGACUCCACUUCAAUGUGAAUUACCUGUUCAGCAACAGAAUGAAUCUGAGAAUAAAACGCUUUGUUCACCAAAACUGUCUUCAGGUACGAGUAAAUCGAAACAGCAAACAGAUGUAGCGAAACAAGCUCGUUCAAUAAUUCCAACGCAUAACGGCACACAGACAGGAUUAGAAGUUCGUUCGGAAGAAACUCAAACCGAUCGAAUGCCUGGACCCGGAUUUAUACUUGCUGAACAUCAAGAUUAUCUUCGAAGAUAUUCAAUGGAAGAAUUAGCCAAAUUAACACCCUCAGAUCUUGUUGCUGAUGGGCUUGAUACUAGUACGGCUCAAUUAUUAUGCGAUGCUUUAGACGAUUUAAAACCAAUGAGUAUCCAUCUGAACAGUAGUAACAGUAAAAAUCCUCGAUCACCGUGUACAUUUGUUCAGGUGCCUACGCCUCCCGCGCCAACCUCAUCAUCGUCACCACCACCACCAUUAUUAGAUGCUGCUUUGAUGGCUGUUGUUCAACAACAACCACCACCAGCACAAGCAUCAUCCUCCUCGUCCUCAUCGUCGUCGCGUACACCACCUCCUACAAAUUCUGAUCGAAAUCAAUUCGACCCGAUUCUAAUUAACUUAGUCGGUGUAGAUCCAUCUUUAUUGUCAAGUUCGAGUCCAAAACUGUCAAAAACAACAGCAUCUACUAGUGCACCAUCAGGAGCAACGAAUGGUCUUCCUCUACCACCGUUACCUUUACCGCCGACGUCAUCCAACGGCCCUUCACAACCUCCACACCAUAUACCAUUAUUAGCUGCACAUCCUUUUCUAUAUAAUUCGGUCGAACCAUAUAUAUUUCCACUAACUAUUCCGCCUGGCUAUUCGCCAGCAACACCUGAUUUCAUGCGAUUAUUCGCUUCAAAUAUGCCACCUGUACCCACAAAUCUUUCUAAUCCGCAAGGUGCCAAUUUCAUUCAACCAUCCAAUAUUACACAGGGGUCUGCAUCAAAUACUCGUUCAACUACGCAAACCAACGGUAGGAAUACACCGCCUGAACAAAACGGACAAAACCAUCGUCCAUCUCCUCCACCGCAAUCAACAGCGAACACAUCUUUAUCUGCAUCAUCGCGGCAUCACCACCAUCAUCAACAGCAGCAUCAUCACUCACAAUCACACCAUCGUCACAGGCAAUAUCACCAAUCCGACUCCAUGCAGUAUCAGCAACAAAACGGAUUUCACUCCCAACAACGACAAUCGCAGUCAUCUUACUCCCAACAGCAGCCACACAUGAAACCCAAAGCCUGUUUUACAUGUGGCGAUGUUGGACAUCUUGCAUUUGCCUGUCCGGAACAGUUUCCAUCUGACUCCACUUAUUCACAUAACAAUAGAGAAGGUUAUAAAUUAGACUAUCGUCCGCGUCAAAGUACAUCCACAAAUCUCCAAUCACAGCAACGGCAAAUGCGUUCAAAUUCAAAUUCAAAAACUAAACUUCAUGAUAAUAGUUAA
This is a messenger RNA of Adineta ricciae, 2607 nucleotides long. The record is from the annotation of a GenBank genome assembly. Lineage: Eukaryota; Metazoa; Rotifera; Eurotatoria; Adinetida; Adinetidae.